Molecule: messenger RNA, 2478 nt
Organism: Coturnix japonica (Japanese quail)
Lineage: Eukaryota; Metazoa; Chordata; Aves; Galliformes; Phasianidae
Source: RefSeq, a predicted model, not a curated record
UCUCAGGUGCUGGGUGCUCGUUAGGAGGAUUGCACUGGUCUGAAGCUGCUUCUGUAAGAGAGUUUCCUGCUCAUCUGCUGUCUGUGUGCAUCCUACAGCUGGCUGGCAUCACCUCCAUUGGGCUGUCUCUUUGCAUUCUGGCAAUGGGUGGUUGUCUUUGCAAGAACAAGAGGCCCUGUGUGUUCCCUAUGAGAGUUACUUUUCGUAAGACCAGGGGGAAAAAGGCAUCUGAGUCUGUAGUUAUGUUCUGUGAUGCUUCAACAUGGACUGGGGAGAACCAUUUUUAUUCAGCACGCAUAGGAAGGACCCCCAGAGCCCCCAGACUUUAUCUUGUGGAAUCAGAUUCCUUAAACACCCCUGAAUGUGAAUCUGCUGACCAAGAUAGAAGGGACACAGGAGCUGCAUCCCAGCACAUAGAACACACUGAGGCCACGCUUUGUGCCUCUUCUAGAGAUGCACACAAUAGUGAGGAGCCACAGGACCCUGAAACCAAACCCAACACAGAGAGGAUGAAGAACCAGGAGCUUGCUGAACAGCCAAAACACGAAGCCCAAUCUGUCAGAUGCAAUCUACAAGAGAUGAAUAAAGCUCAAGCUCAUGAGCAUCCUACUGGUGCCUUUAUACCCCAUGAGCAACUCAGCUGCAGGGAUGAUGAAGUGAGGCCUCAUACAAAGACAAUUGUAAAGGUUGAAGUCCAUGUGUCUGCAGAUGCCCAAGGUGAGGUCUGGCCUGCUACAGUGGAGUCAGUUCCUGCAGAAGAAGAUGCUACAGUUCUGUGUAAUUCAGAGGAAACUUGUGAGGCAAAGGAUCAUCAAGAAGUGCCUGUGGAAGAGGCAGCUGAGUCCCCACCUGCUCUGUGUACCAUGCAGGAGUCAGAGCUGCUUUUGGAGACCGUGGAGACAAGAGAAGACAUCACAAGUAUGCAGAGGUCUGCAGAAAAGCAAGAAGAAGAAGAGAAGGAGCACUUUGCUGCUAAAGCCUCACCUGAUCUCCACUUGGAGCGUGAUAAAGAGGUGGCUCUUCAUGAGCAUGCAAAAGAAAAUGCUUUUGAAUCGGAGCAAGCUGAAGAACAGGCUGAGGUUGGUGAUGAUGGACAAACAUCAAUUGAGAAGCCGUGCUGCCUGGUAGAAACCCAAGCUGCUCUGCAGGAUGAGGAGGAGAUUAAAGCCAGCAAUGGGGAAAAGCAGCCUGCUGAUGAGCAGUGCUGAAAGAGAACAUGGAGCCUGGUGCAGUAACCACUGAACAGGCUGAGGGUUUGUCUGCAACAAAGCAAAGAAUCUGCCGUCUUGAUCCUACAAGGAGCUGGGAUGGAUGAAUGUGGGUGUUUGUAUCCUAAAGGGCGCCAUGGGCAAGUUGUUUAUGAGGCCUGCUUUAGAAAGUGGGACUAAACAGCAAGUUGGUGCACAGCUUUCCAUAGGAGUGAGAUUAAUCUUCCCUAAGGAAACCAUUUCUAGCUAUUGUGUUCUUGUGUGCUUCCUAUAAUAACUGUAUUCAUAUGGGUGGGAGGGGGAGGGAUAGUUAAAGGCAAGCCAGGAUAUAAGGAUUUUGAAAGGCAUGCAUCUAUUUAAAGGAUGAAUAGUUUUACUGUCUUUAUGUGCUUAAUCCCAUCAAGAAUAUAGUGUAUGUUUAUUUCUUCUAAAUCAAGGGACCAGGCUGGCAUGCUAUGAGCCUAUCAGUUUAAGCCAGCCCUCCCUAAGAUAUUUUCCCUUAUGACCAAAGCAGAAUGGAGACAUUGUUCAUGGAAAUCUCAGUUACUGUCACUUAACGCAGAGCAUGUUCCCUCCCCUUGGAUGUUGUGUAAGAUCCUGAAGAUACCUACAUCAGUUCAUUAUGCUGACAAGCUGCCCUGGGUUGGUUCUAUGAAACAAACUGCUGCUUAGGUUAGUCUAGGAGAAUGUGGAUAUUCCCCCUGUACUUAGAAUUAAACAACUAAUGUGUGGGUCUGGAGGCUUCUCCUUGCUGAUGCUAAAAGGGAAAAAGCCAGCAAAGAGCCACAGAAGCUUCUCUGCAUUGUUCUGCCAGUGUCUUACGUACAUAGAUCAGUAACUAUAAUGAAUUGCCAAGUAUUUUCAGAGGUUGGUAUUAAUCCUCUUCUCUCUGUUUUGUGGUUGCUGAGAUAAUUCGUGGCAAUGAGUUUGACAAUACAGCACAAAGAAAUGUUGAAAGCAAUGAAAUAUUCAGGAUGAGAAUCACAGCUUUAAGAGACAAAAGAAUGGGGGGGGUUGUGGUUUUUCCUAUGAUGGGUAAAUGCCAAACACCAGGAAGGAAGAAGUUAAGAGGGACAGAUAAAGAUGUGAAGUAGAUGGCAUGCUUGCAUGUACUCCUGGCAAAGGAUCAUGUUAGUGAUGGUGAUGCAGGAUUCCUAGGGGGACUUUGUCCAUCUUUGGGCCAAGCAUUUCAGCGAACUUGAAUCAGAGAUUCUUCCCAGUACUCAACAUAUGUUUGUAUUCUUGCAUUAAAGAAUCAUUCACUCCCAAA